Messenger RNA from Aphanomyces invadans, 13528 nucleotides. RefSeq lists its product as hypothetical. The transcript has 10 exons. NCBI's taxonomy places the organism in Eukaryota, Oomycota, Saprolegniomycetes, Saprolegniales, Verrucalvaceae. Bases 1 to 12645 code for a protein of 4214 amino acids. The record is from RefSeq and is a predicted model, not a curated record.
AUGACCGCGGCACGGGGCACGUCGACGUCCAGGUGGGACUACCGCGGCAACUUGACGUGGCAAAGCAAGGUGGUUGUGCAGGUGCCCCAAGGUUUGGGUGUUAUGUUGAAGUCGCCGAUCGUGGAAUCGUUUGUCGGUGACUCGUUUGUUGCAUUCAACACAUCGGUGUCGUUUGUGAUGAGCAAUGUGACGCUUCAUAUGAUGGAUGAAGUUUUGUUGGAAUGCUCGUUGUUGGGCAAGGCAAGCGCCCGAUCCGUGAGUGUGUAUGCCGUGGAAUCGCUUUCAAACUAUCCGACAUCACACUUUGGUGGUCCUAUGUCGAAUGGUCAGUUUACGGUACCCAGUCGGUCCAUGGACGGUGACACACAACGGACGCUGCGUGUUGUUGUCGUACAAGUUCGUAUGCCCUUUGGGUUUGUCGGAACCGUUCCGUAUGUCAUCCGACUCGGCGUUCGACGAACGAGCUGGAACUCGCAAUUUGUUUACCACGGCAACUUUACAGUCGAAGACUUGGAAAUCCCCUGGCCAGUGUCCAUUUUGCUUCCGUACCAACCGACACUUGCGUUUGGUGCAUGGACUCCGUUUGUCCUGAACGUGACGAACGUGACUGGGCUUGUCGACGUGUCGCUGAAGUGCUCUGACGAUGUGACUGUGUAUCAAGACGGUAAGUGGAUUCUAGGCGACGCUGGAGGUUUCCACGUCGCGACCGUGUCGAAUGAAUCGUUGGUGUCGUGGACAAUGUCUCCAAACGUUGUUGCAAGGACGUCGACUACUGUCCAGUGCAAUGCAACCACAGCGUCCGUGGACAUUCCAUCACACUCGACGUCAGUCUCCUGGACUUACGAGUACUUGCCAAACACUUCGCCAAUCAUGCUGCCGUCGACGGUACUGCGAUUCACGGUCGCGUUCAAUGCGACGGUGAAACUGGACUUGUCAACGCUCUUCACGGACGAUCCGGACGUCCGUUCCUUCGCCACGACAGAAUGCUCCUUGUCGUGGAACGCAUCGCACAUCCAAUGGAUCGAGUUGGACGAAGUGGCUGUCGCCAGCUCGUUCCAGCAAGUACGACAGCCACUCAUGAACUGUUCCAACACCUCCAUCGUGCAUGUGCAUCCUGCCGUGGGAUUCCUUGGCGACGCACGAGUUAUCUUGCUGAUAUCAAGUCACUCGACGGUGAAGCCAGUCACUCUACAAUUCCAUGUGCAAGCGCCUAUCCCAACCCUCCGCGUUUUUGCACAAUCUACGUCAUCAUCGAUUCAAUCCCGCGCGUCGUUGGUGCUUCUAGAAGCAAGCGCACCCCAUCCUUGCCAUCUCCAACUCCAGAUGGCGGACUUGGUCCGAUUUCAGUUCCAAGGUCAAACGUAUACGGGCAACGUGACGUUAACGCAGCGUUCCCUGCGACAACAAGCUAUCUCCAUUUUACCCCCGGACCAGUACAUGCCUCGUCAAGUGGUAAAUCUCAGUGCGUUCUCGACGUGCCCCUUUGCCCAAAGCAUGGCCGUAUCGACCCAAUUCAUCAUCUACUGGCUGAGGGCAUCUCCCCCAUCGCUCAACGUGUCUUGCCCACUGCGCAUCCUUGCAACAGAUGCCUUGUUGGCAAACAUCACGUCGGCAUUGCAUCCGCAAGACGCUGACACAGGCAAACUAACGCUGGACGUGGUGUUCAAUUCAAGUCAGCUCUCGUUAAACAAUCGCGCGACCAUGCUCGAGCCCAAUCGCUUUCGCGUGGACGCAGGGCAACCAUAUGCCUCGUUCAUACCGCUUCGUUUCUUCUCCGGGGUUGUCGCCGUUCGCUUUAUCUUGACAAGUUAUGCAUUCGACACGACUGCAAGUGCCGUGGUGGACCAGAACAUCAUGGUGCUUCCAGUUGCAUCCAGUCCAGUCGCAAGGUUGACAACGUCGUUGCUGUGCCAGAACGAACCGAUGCAACUAUCGGUUGUCCUGGACCCAGUGUCAGUGACGGGAUACAUCGAAUCGUACCGCGCUCUUUUGAUUCUGGAUGCGCUCAACGUCGCUGCGGUGGCCAACUUGACUUGCGCUGUCGUGUCGACUCGUUUAUACUGCCCCCUCACCCCGGGAUUUGUCAGAUUCUACAAUCAAUCGAUCGUGGUCAUCACGCGCAAGCAGUUUUCUGGCUCCAUGAACGUAUCAACCUUAGUCAUUUCGGCCGUCAACACGCCGCCGGCCUGUCUCGAGAACGCUUUGACUGUCCAGGACGUACAAAGUUGCUGCAGGGACUCGCCAGUUUGCAAUGCAGUCGUGGACCAGUCGACGCUGUACGUUCAAGGAAUUCCUCAGCCACCCGAAUUUGAAGUGACGCCAACUCGCUUGUCAUCGACGAUACAAGGGUCGUCGUGGGUCUUUGUCAGACGAGCUGCACUGGCAGACCCAUCACAAACGCUCGCUAUGUACGUGGCAUGUCCGUUCGGGGUGCUGCGCAAUAUCUCUCAAACGCGCGCUCAGUUGCCAGUGCCUUUGAAGCGAUCCAACUACUCGUCAUCGAUGGAAGCGUACCAAGUGCAGUUGUCUGGCGUAACGAAUUCCAUGGGGAUUGAAUUUGCAUGGCAUUCCGUUCCGUCGACACUGAACAUGACAUGUUCACUUCAUGCAGUUGUGACCGAGCCCUUGGAAGGCACAACGCUUACGACGACUAUAGCGAUUGCUGUCGAGCUUGUCCAAGUGUCUCCAUUGGUACAACUUCGUCAAACGUACUUUGAAAUGGACGAAGGAAGGCCGUUCGCCCUACCACUGGUUGUCUUGCCCACAGUCCAAACCGUCACCCUUGAAUGCCCUCCACGAUUGUGUGCCAAUAUUACGUGGUCGAAUGGGCCCUUGACACGGCAACUUGAAAACGUAGCCGUGCUGUCGGGUGCCGCGCUGCGAAAUGGGUCGUUUGUCGUUACCUUGGUCAACUAUACGACGGGCAUCUUGCCAUUUAAUCUAACAGCAACGUCGUCGGACCGAGCCAUGGCAAACCAAACGAUCCUCGUUCAAGUGGUUGUGCAGGCAUUGCCGACGUUGCCAGUGGUCGAUCUUUCGCCCAAGGUGGCGAUUUCAGCUGCUGAUUACGUCGAUUUUCAACUGCGUAUCACGCCGCUCGACUGGAAUGACGAGCUCAGUGCCGUCGUAUCCGUGCCGUCGCAGCAAUUUGUGUCGUUGUGGAGCCCAGGGUGGACUCAGAAAUCGUCGAAUGACACCGUCGAGGAGUAUUGGAUGCAAAUCUCAUCGCUGAACGAGUCCGUUUGGCACGUCCAAGGGAUAUUACGGCCAAAUGUCACCGCGCCGUUCAUGGUCAAUGUGUACGUGACGAGUACAGUCUCAACGACAAAGGAAACUGCAGUGCAGACGAUUCCACUGACGGUUGUGCCGAGCGUUCCGAUUGCAAGAGUUCUCACGAUUGAAAGCGAAGAAGAUUCGAUCAUUGGCAUUUCCGUCGGCAAUGCAAGGCAUCUCUGGGAUAUGGAAGGCGACGUUGUCGUACAAGUCUGGAUGAAUGGGCAGUCUCGGCUACCACAAACUUUGUCCGGCACAAGCGUGAGAAGCUGGACGGUCCCAAGCAACGUAUCGACGGUGUACAUUCAAAACCAACUGCGCUUCACUGGGUUCCAGAAAGUCUACCUUGUCGGUGACGUGUACACACUCGUCAACAUCGUGGUCAAGCCAAAGCGUUUUACGGCGAGGCUUUCGAUGCCGUCCAGAACGACCGUGGCGCUUUCAAUCGCCGCGCAAACGAGUGUGCAGCUUGCGGUCCCGCGUGGCAUUCCAGUGGCUGGCACUGUUGGACUCCGCUACGUUGGGCCGCAAGGGCGUUUUCGCCUCUAUGCGGUCCAAAACGCAAGCGUUCAAGUUCGCGUGGCCGGUGCGUUUGCCGGUGCCUUCCGGCUCACGCUGGAGAGCGGUGGUGGGUUCCAAAUGUCGUUUGACGUUCGGAUCUUUCCCAUGGCGGUGGUGCCUCAGCUUUCGAAUGCCCCUCCCACCCUUGUUGUGAAUGCUACCCAGACCAGUGUUGUCUUGGCGCCACAGUCCGCCGACGACAUUUUCAUCGUGGACAGCACAACAGGUGUGCAAACCACGUCGCCACUUACAUUGCAAUGGCCUCGGUACCAAACGAGUACAAAAACGUACGUCACGACUGCAUCGUCGACUCAGGUGGCGUCGUCGCCCCUCACCGUGUCAACGGCCCAACGAGUCGUCACAACCACUGUGGCGGUCAUCGCACAGCCCGUUCCGGCUUUGGUGCAGCUGGAGCGCCUCCAAUCGAUCGUCGCCUUUCCGACGUGGACCACGUACUGGAACGACAACAUCACGUGUCGAUUCCAAGUGACGAGCCCUGACACAACGGGAAAUCAGGUGGUUCGAGUGUUUGUGACAGUGAACUCGAGUCAAAUCCAGCUAGUGCGGUACAACGCCACAAGCGUCAGCCCGCCCGCAGACGGCGUGGUGGAAAUUAUUCCCGCCAAACCGACGACAUACUUUGUGCCGUCAAUUCAAUUGGAGCUCGUGCCUCGGUUUGGCUUUGCAGGCGACGUCCUGUUUGGGGUCGUUGCACGAAGCACCGUGCGGGACACGUCCAACUCGGUGGACACUACCGUUUCAUGGAACGUCACCGUCGUCCCCACGGCCUCUGUCAUCUCCCUUCAGUUCAUGGCAGUAAAGUCGAGGCUGCUGGAAACGGACACGAUCAUGAUGAACACGACCGUGGGCACCAUCACGGUGUUGGAGUCGCUAACGCUGACAGUCUCGUCGUCGGCAGCGAAUCUUUCCUUGGUCGAGCCACUCAAAAUCGAGCCCAAUCGGACCUUUUCGCUGCAAAUCGCGCAAUAUUGGUUUGGUGUGUUUGACGUCACCAUGAACGCCACCGUGCAGCACCGUAUUGUCAGUCCCCGCGAUCGCACAGUGGUUUCCCGCACCGUUCGAAUGGAGAUCGUCCCGAUAGCGUAUCCCCCCGUGCUCGUGGUUCCGUACGUCGUACCCAGUGCGCCCCUCAUCUGGUCGCCCUUGUCCAUUACGCAAUUUUCCCCAUUUCUUCCGAACCGAGUUGUGCCACUGGAAACCAUGCGACUCUUCUUGCGGGUGUCGCAGGUGGGUUUGUCGCUGCGAUCGAACACGACCGUGCUUAAAGUCAUGCCGAACGUGAUGCUCGAAGUUCUGCCGUCCGCCCAAGUCAUGGGCACAGGUGGCGUGUACAACGUAACUUUCAUCGCGAUCCACCGCAUUCCGUCCUCCAACACGUCAGCAACCACAACGUCGGAUCAAAUCCUGCGCGUCGCCGGCAUAUCCACCGACGUCAACUCGACCUCGAUCGUUGAAGGACAGGGUAUUCUCCUGUCCGUCGCGUUGCAGGCGCCGCCCCUGAACCCCGUGGCGCUGAAUGUAAUAUGCACCAACUCACAACGAAUCACUCUGAACGCCUCGACGGCAACGCUGAAUGACACGAGUCCAUGGAAUAUCGCACUGGCCACGACACGGGACAACAUUGACCGAGGGGACGUGCGCGUCAACUGUUCGGUCCAGGUAACAACCCAGGAUCCGUAUUACAACCAAGUGGAUGGUGGGCGGACUGGUUUGUUCAUUCAAGACCCGGACGUGUCGGGUUUUGACAUUACUGGGCCGAUGUCGAACCGACGCGUCCAGCUCGUCGUCGCUGAAGGGGUGUUUGGCGACAGCUACGCGAUUCGGUUGAAUACCAUUCCGUUUGCCUCCGUCACAGUCGCUCUCUCAUGUGAACAAGAACGGGUGGGCAUCUUUCCGCCGACGCUGACUUUUUCCCCGGACGACUGGAACGUUCGACAAACCAUCACGGUGAACGCCACCGACGAUUUUAUACGCCAAGGCAUCGUGGACACGUCGAUCGUGCAUUCCGUCGCGUCCGACGAUCCAGUGUAUGCUAGCCUGGCCAACUUCACCGUUGCUCUGAGAACAAUUGAGACGGCGGACCGGACUCCAGCGCCCAUGGCUCAGCAGCUUUACUUUGGAGACACCGGAGCCGACUUGAUUUUGACGUUCAAUCGAGCGGUGGACCAAACCAAUUUUACCAAGUCGAAUUUCUCGUGCGCAGUCGUGUUCAACGUGACGGGGACAGGCCUGUUCGGCGACAACCCCGUGUGUUCCUGGCCCAACACUCGAACCAUUCGUGUUGUGUUGGGGCGAGCUCCCACCGUUCUUCCCAAAGACAUUGUCACGCUGAAUGGCAACGUGUUAAAAUCCACGCCGGAGGCAAUCCUAUCGAUGUCAUCAACGUCGAUGCAGGUGGAGCUUCCUCGAAGGCCCCCCGUUCCACGAACGACCGUGUCAGGGCCACUCAAUUUGGGAUCAUGCGAUCAUUUGUCGUUGAACGCCAGAGCGUCUUCGGGAUCUGGUGGCCGACAAAUGGUAUGGCAAUGGACUGUGGAUCCCCCGGGAAUUCUGGACGGCCUUGGCUUGACCAACCAGACGAUCUGGAUCCCGUCGGACGAGCUCUCGUACGGCGGGGUUUACACUAUAACGCUGACCUUGACAAACUUUUUCGGCAUGAAUGCGACGUCGGACAAACUCGUGGUCACGAAAGCCUCGAUGCCGCUGCCGUCAGUGUACAUUGAAGGCCCUUCGCAAGUUACGCUGUUGCGGUCGCAAUCGUUGCAGCUUUCGUCCGUCGCGUCCGUGUCAACGUGUGGAAAUGCGACAACGAAUCCAUCCAUGGGGUUUGCUUGGUCCGUGAACAACGUGCCCGUCGUGUCGGAGAGUCGAAACCCACGGCAACUCAAGCUGUCCGGACUUGAUGUUGGCGUCCACACCGUGACUGUUCUCGUAUUCAUGUCCGACAGGCCAGAAGUGAACAACACGGCCAGCGUUGCCGUCCAAAUCAAACCGUCGCCGCUGACAGCGCUUAUCGUGGGUGGCAACCGAACUGUCGGGAACGGCGACGACCUCCUGUUGAAUGGGACGCGGUCGUUUGACCCGGACAAUAGAUCGACGUCGUUGGAGUACCUGUGGGCUUGUACGGACCCAAACACGGGACGAACGAGCUGCAAUGGCGAAGCGAUACUAGAUGGUGGCGUCACUACCAUAGCGCGCGACAACUUGCCGCCCAAGCAAGUGAUCCAGAUCACGCUAACUGUGUUUGAUCCUAUGACUGGACGACGGGCAAGUACAUCCAUCAGUCUCACCAUUGUGCUGGGCAAUCCACCAGUCACCAAAAUUGUCUCGCUGGCCACGACCAAGUUCAAUCCAGAUGCAAAAAUCGUCCUCUCUGGCAGCGUGUCUAGUGUGUUGGAUGCUAAACCGACAGCGACGUGGGCCAUUGACGGAGACCAGGAUGGUUCCAUUGCAGCGGCGGCGUUUGGUCUUUCAGCGGCUUCGUUGCGCAUGGUUGUGGUUCCGAAUUCGCUGCGUCCUGGUCGGUCAUACGGAUUCGUUCUCACCGGCAAAGACAAGUUCAACCAACUCAGCAGUGCCACGAUGACCAUUGCAAUGAACGAAGCGCCCACCAGUGGCAACGUGGAAGUGACGCCCGCGUCGGGGACAACGCUGUCGACGGUGUUUCGAAUUUCGUGCAAUGACUGGGUCGAUGAGGACUUGCCGCUCAAGUUUAGCUUCAAGUACAUUGUCGGCGAGUACUCUCCCGACGUGCCGCAAGUCACGCUGAGCGACUACUCGCUCACAACGUCGUUUGACACGGUGUUUCCGACGGGCGGCGGGCCCAACAACACGAUUACCAUCAUUAGCUACAUUGCCGACGCGCUCGGAUACACGACGCAGUCCAUUUCGACGGUCCAAGUCACGUUACCCCAACUGGACGCGGAAGCACAGGCAUCGUUCAUGCAAAACCAAACGAGUGAGCUCGAAAACUUAGCAUCCAGCAAAGACCCUGGCAAAGUCCUGAACAUGGUCAACAUCUUGGCGUCGAUGAUGGCCCCAACGGUGAAUGACACCGAGGUAGAAACGACGCCUACUCCAUCGCCGACGACGGCAGCGCCUAGUGCCACCGACAGCGCAGGAUCGCCAGCACCAACGCCGGUUCGUACUCGCCCUCCAAAGCGCUGCCCGACAGCGAUCUCUGGCACGUCGUGCUCUGGACAUGGGAGCUGUACGACGAAUCCUCCGCAAUGCAGCGACGACAUAUUGGAGUGUACUGCGAUUUGUACGUGCGGCAACUCGUGGUAUGGCACGGAUUGCAGUACGUCCCAGGAGGAUUACGACAGGAAGCAAAAGAUGCUUGGGAGUUUGCUCAACUCGAUGGCGAUUGCCAACGCAAAUGUUGAACCGACCCCCCAGGCUCUUGAACAGCAAAGUUCCGCCGUGGCUUCCAUCGCUGCCAACGUUGCCGUGCUGAGUCCGACGCAGCAAUCGCAGGCACUGGAUUUGGUCGCCAACAUCCUCAGCUCGUCGUCAUCUGUCACAUUGUCGCCCGCGACGACGGCAGCUGUCGGUCAGUCCAUUUCGAGUCUAUUGGAUGCCACGCCCGUCGCGUCGACAGUGUCGCAAAGCGGGCAGCGGCUACUGCAAGGGCAAGACGCCAAGAGCACCCGUGUCGGCAACACGGUGUCGAUGCUAGCGACCUCGAUGCUGAGUGACCACGAGCCUGGGGAGGUUGCUGUCCAGCUCAACACAAAAAACUUGAAGCUGACGCUGCAGCGCCAUGAACCAAGCGAAUUGUCCACGACUGUGGUCGAUUUGCCUUUGACAGCAGAGCAAAUCAAGCGAAACUACACGAGCCCGUCGUUUGCGUUUCCAGACACCUUUUCAACGCACGGGUGCGACGAUUUUGUGGACUCCCAUGCUGCACUGUAUGCGAGCAAUCUCUACAGCGACGAAAGCUCGGCGCUGGUCAACUCGGCCGUGAUGGGGCUCAACUUGAAGUGCGGCGACAAACCUCUGCCCGUGGCCAACCUGUCCAAAGGCUUUGUCAUCCGCAUGCGCAACAACAUGCAAUACCCCGCACCGCCGGCGCCAUCGAACGGCACCGUCCAGUGCUUUGCCAAUGACACCACGGUGACGAACAUCACUUGCGACGCGGCCAACCAACUGUUCAAGAUCGUCGCAUGCAACGGCACGAUGAACUACACCGUGUUGUACACGUGCCCGCAGUACGUUCCCGUGUCCGUGUGUCGAUAUUGGGAUGCGUCGUUGGGAGCGUGGUCGUCGGAAGGGUGUGUGCAGGUGUCGGAUCCAGAUCCAGACUACAUUGUGUGCGAGUGCAAUCACUUGACCGACUUCACAUCGCAAGUGAACCAAGCCCUUCGAGCCGUCGAGGACAACGUCGUGGCGGUGUUUUCGCACAAAACGACGCUGGAAGACGUCAAGCAGAAUAUUCAAGUCGUCGUGACGAUGGGGAUCUUUUUCAUCUUGUACGGAGCAGGACUGCUCUACGGCAUGCGGCGCGACCGUCUCGACGCGAUCGGGUACUCGCAAGAGCUCAAGAAACUCAUGGAAGUGAAGAAUGUCGACAUGACCAACCUGUUCCAGUUGCCCAAGGUCCUCAGUGCCAAAACCCGAACUGAAAAGUUGAAAGCGCUGGUGCAUGGAUUUUGGAAUGGCAUGACCUCGAAACACCAACUGCUGUCGAUCUUCUUAACCUACGACCCGGACUUUACUCGACCCCAGCGCUUGAUGAUUAUCUUCACGACAAUCAUGUCCCAAAUGUUUAUCAAUGCCGUGCUGUAUCGUCUGCGUCAGCUCGAGCCCAACAUUGGCACGAUGAUCGUGAGUGGCCUCAUAUCGUCCGUCGUGAUGAUGCCGGUCACGCUGGCAUUUGUCAUGCUGUACAAAAAAUCGGCCAAAAAGCGCGAGUACCUUGUGCGGUAUCACUUGGAGGACAGCGAAAACGAGGUCGAAGUCCAAGUCGACGCGUAUGGCAAUCCAGUCGAGUACACGAAAUACCAAGUGCUGUGCAUGGAUUUGCACGCGGCAUUCAAUCGAGUCGAUGCGGCAUCAUACCAAGCCUGCCAUCGCGUGCUGCAGCAAGACGGCAUCGAUGGGACCAUGAUUGGAGCGCUGUCUCGAGCGAUCUUUAUUGUUGUGCACGGCCAUGACGUGUUUGAGCAGCCUCCGCCGCCUCUCGCGGACGAACUCGUGGUGAAGAGCAGCAUAUCUGACGUACGCCAGAAAAAGAGGUCGUCUCGGAAAAUGUCGCGCAAGACAGUGGUUGAACGCGACCCUGUCAUUUCCACCAUCCAAGCCGACAACAUCCUUCCGCCCGUCAACUCGCAUGAAGCGAUGGCAAAGUGCCUAGCUAUGUGGGGCAAUCAAGGCCUCCACACGGUGCUGAUGAAAGUCGAGCCCACGCAGCUGUCGCCUGCAGCUACCGCACAGCUAGCUGCCCAGACGAAACUGGCCACAGACAAGUUGAACUUGUCGCGGGCUGCGUCCGAAGUCGCCGACUUUGACGGAUGCCAUGCGCUGCUGGAAUACUGCGUCAAGUUCCACGAGUGCGCCGAGUGCUUUGCGAACGACAAUGUGUCCGUACUCCGCCACGCACAAGACGAAAUUCGACGUGCCAAGGAAGAGCUUGUUGCCGUCAAACAAUUGCUCAAGUCCCAAGCAUCUCAGCGAUUUGGAGGGACCGUCCGUCGCAGUCUCGGUCGUCUGUCCAAAUCCAGCAUGAACGAAACCAAAACAGUCGCGCUGCAUGCUGUGAAAGACCAGGUGAAGGUUGUCGUACACACGACGAAGCGGCACAUGUCAAAUGCAAACACCAGACAGAAACAAGCGCGCAAGUCGCUACAGAUGGAGCAAGUGCAGAUGAAGAAGCACUCCCAGGCAGAGAUCCAAGCUGUCCUGGCCAACUUGAAAGGGCUGCAGCGGUGGAAGAAGCGGUAUCAAAUGUACAUGGCAGACAAGGAAUCGAAGCGACUGGCUGCCAUGCCGUUGCACGAACGCCAGUUCUUUUUGAAGGAGACGGAGAAGCUGCGAAGCUUGCGGAUGACGUCGAGGCUGCUGUACAACCAGUUCCUACGCCGACAGCCCGAAAGACUGCCCAAGCCGCUCUUCCCGGCCUGGGUCAACUACAUUCUGUACGUCAUGUGCGCGUGCAUCGACGGGUUUGCUGCGUGGUUUGUCCUCCAGUUUGCGUUUACGAUUGGCGGGGAUCUCGCCAACGUGUUCAUUGGGUCGGUUGUGACUGGCUUGGUCAUGACAUGGGUCGUGAGCGACCCGAUCAAGAUUUUCUUCAAAAUGGGGAUCCUCCCGGUCUUUGCCACGGCGCUGCUCGCCAACACGGGCAUAUUUGACGCCUUGAGUGCGGAAACCUUUGCGUUGGGCGCGACCGCCGCGGUAGGAGUCGCUGGAGUCGCCAAGUUACGAGGCAAAAAAGCACAGGCGGCUGUCGACGCUGCCUUGCCUGGCGCGAAUUCUCCGAAGAAGAUGCAUGUGGCCAACGAAGCACUGGCUCGAGUCCGCCACGAGCUGUCCGAUAUGCCAAACGGAUCGCCCACUGAAGCUAUCGUGGCAGAAAUGGAAGCCGCGACACAGGUCGAGUAUCUCCAAGCAUGGGAGCAGGUACACGAAUCGUCGUUAGCGGCAGAGAAGCUCCCAGACGACGCGCUACUCAACGAGGCGGAGCGCAAGCGCCGGAGUGUCGUGAAGCGCACUGGGCCGACCCUUUCGUCGCUGCCACCGGCAACCAUCAACCACCCCGAUCAUGUGCUAUUCCCAGACAACUACAUGGACAUGCCAGCACCGUCCGACGUGUUGGUGGACGUCUCUGGGCCAUCCACUGGUCUUGUCCCAUUCUCGACAGAGACGUUCAACGGCGACGUGUGCCAAUGCGGCUCCCACGUCGCCCUGGCGGAUCGAGUGAAACACGUGACUCUUGAAUGCUCACACCGCAUGGUGCAGUGCCGAAACCCCGACUGCGGUCUCUUCAUGCCAGCGCGCGGCCUUGCUGGCCACGAAGGUAGUCAAUGCCGCCUCGUGCUGUGUGUGUGCGACCGCAUGAUUCCCAAAUACAAGUUACGCCAGCACCAGCUCUCAGACGAGUGCGCGGCCAAGAUUGUGCGCUGCCGGAUGGGCUGUGGCAUCGCCACGUUGUCCGUCAAACACCAAGAUAAACACGAGCGGACAGAAUGCCCCCUCCGUCCGAUGGAGUGUCCAAAAUGCCAUGUCGUGCUGCAAGUCCGUGACCAUCCUGCUCACGACCUUGAGUGCAUUGGUACCAACGACGUUGAAGCCCCGUCGCCAGUGCGGGUGAAAGGACCGGCGUUGGCUAUCGUCGCAGGCACGACCAAGCCCCUCCCCAAACGGAAGCAGUUGGCUCCCCUUCGGCUAACCAAGCGAGUGUACGUGGCGUCCAUGGCGGACGACGACUCUGACGCGGUCGGCAGCGACGAGCCCAAAGUGACUCCAAUGCGGAUCACUGGCCCGCCCUUGGCAGCGUCUCUAGUAGAGGCCCGAAUUCAAUCCGGACUCGCGUCCGCCGCCAAGAGUACGCUGGAAGAGCGAACAUUUCACAGGGCCCAGGCCCGCUCCUUCCUUCAGGAAAACACGCGCAGGGGUCAGUUCGACAGCACGGAAAACUCGCUGUUUGGCUCGAACGCCACGCAACCGUCCAAGCCAUCGGGUAGUGGUGCCAUGUCUCCGGCAGUCGCCGCACGGUCGAGUCCUUACAAGCUGAAGCAGAGGGCCAUGUAUCACGGCUCAGACGAUGAAGAAGAGGUCGCCGACGCGUAGUGUGGCGAUGGCAUGUGAGUCAAACAUGUCAACCGUUCGAAAGGCGAACUCAGCCUGGGCGAACCACUUCGCUGACGAAAGUGUCGGCUGUACAGAACGCCCGACGCGAUAGGUGAAAACGAAAGAAGCGGAUUUAUUCCACUCGUUUCAAGAAGCUGUAGGUGCAGGGCAUUGCUGCACAGAAUGCUGCAUUCGACAAUGCCACGACAAGUCGAGGCACGAGGCGAGUUAAGUUAAAGGAAAACGCUUGUUUUGGUGGCGAUGGGGGCUUUGCACAGUGGGCACAGGUCGGUGAUCUUGGUGGAGCAGGUUUGGCACAGGCAGAGGUGCUUGCACGGGAGGAGAAGCACCGUCUUCGUUUCGGUGAGGCAGACAACACAUUCAAGAGUCGACGAUGGGCAGUCUGGGGCUUCGCCUGCUUGACUUUUUUUGCCAAAGAAGUACUCUUGCGUUUUGGAGGCAGCUUCGGGGUUGCGUAAUAUCGUGCUUUCCACCAACGAACGGGCCUGCGAGAUGACGGCACACCCCCGGGUAAAGUUGUCUUGAGUUUGAAGCGCACCGGCAGUGUCGCCACGAAUGGCCUGAACGAGUGACUUGGCCUGGGACAAGCCAAUGCAAUGAUCGAGUGAGAAAGACAGAAAAUGUUUCUGCGUCUUCGCGGCUGCUGAAGGAUCGCGAAGGAUCGUCGACUCGACGAGGGAUCUCGCCUGCGAUACGACGGGGCAUCCCUUGGUGAAGUUGUCCUGCGUCUGGGCAGCGCCUUUCACGUCUCCCGUCAGCGCCUGGAACAGCGAUUUCGCCUGCGACACGAGCGGCACCGUGUCCACAGGAGACGCCGUUGACGCUUCGUCCGAGCUCAUUCGACAAAAUGCCAAGAAUUCCC